Molecule: messenger RNA, 959 nt
Organism: Cucurbita pepo subsp. pepo (vegetable marrow)
Lineage: Eukaryota; Viridiplantae; Streptophyta; Magnoliopsida; Cucurbitales; Cucurbitaceae
Source: RefSeq, a predicted model, not a curated record
AAACUCCCCACUAAUUGGGAGCCUUCACCGGAGGAAUGUUCGAUCAAUCAGCCGCUUUCGGUAGGAGCUCUCUAUCCGCCGAUGGAAGUUGAACAGUCGCCACCGUCUCCACCGUCCCCACCGCCGACGACCGGGAGGAGAAAGCGACGGCGGACUCGAAACAUGAAAAACAAGGAGGAGAUUGAAAACCAGAGGAUGACCCAUAUCGCCGUCGAGCGCAACCGCCGGAAACAAAUGAAUGAAUAUCUCGCCGUCCUCCGAUCACUAAUGCCGUGUUCUUACGUUCAUAGGGGAGACCAAGCCUCCAUUAUUGGUGGCGCCAUUAAUUUCGUCAAGGAAUUAGAACAGCAAUUACAGUUUAUCAAAGCCCAUAAGGAACCGGCGGCUUCAUCCCCUUUCGCCGACUUCUUUUCCUUCCCACAGUUCUCAACUCCGGCGACGAACUCGACCCAUGACUCAGCCAGUUCCAACACCCAAUGGGCCGCCGGAGAUAUCGAAGUCACCAUGGUGGAUACCCAUGCCAACCUCAAAAUCCUGUCCAAGAAACGCCCGAGACAGCUCCUCAAAAUGGUGGCAGGGUUUCAAAGCUUGAGAUUCUCUGUUCUUCAUCUCAACGUCACCACUUUGGAUCAAAUGGUUCUUUACUCUGUAAGCAUCAAGAUUGAGGAAGGAUGCGAGUUGAAUACAGUGGAUGAAAUCGCUGCAGCUGUGAAUCAAAUCCUGCUCUCCAUUCAAGAGGAAUCUGCUUUCAGCUGACACUUUGAUCGAUUCAAUCUGUGUUGUUUGGAAUGUAUUUUGUUUGUUCAGAAUGUCUUCGAUUUCCAUAUGGUGUCCAACAAUUUUCCAUGCAAAUGAAGCACAUAGCGUUGGAUGCUUUUGAUCUGUAAAAUUUAAUAUCAUGAAUUUGGUUCAAUAUAAAGAUGGCAACUUGAUUUAAUAAUAAUGUUUAUGAUUUGUUC